AUGGCAGGCCUUGAAUGGCUUCGGUCAUAUAGAUCAAGGAAUCUGGAUUUAUCUUUGAAAAAACCAGAAUCCUGCAGCCUUGCUCGUGCCACCGCUUUUAACAAAGAGACGGUUAAGAUGUUUUUUGAUAACUUAAAGAACGUUAUGGAACGCCACCCAUCUUUUGGAAAUGGCUGUAGAAUCUACAAUUUGGAUGAAACUGCUACUACAACCGUUCAGAAGCUGCUAAAAGUUAUAGCACCUAAAGGGCGCCAGAAUAUUGGUUAA
Molecule: messenger RNA, 267 nt
Organism: Parnassius apollo (apollo)
Lineage: Eukaryota; Metazoa; Arthropoda; Insecta; Lepidoptera; Papilionidae
Source: the annotation of a GenBank genome assembly